CUUAGAUCGCGGCGUCGCAUCUCUGCGUGCUAGCUCUCUGUAGCUGCAGCGCCGCUCGUUGCACCUCUACGCCAAUCGCCGCGUCGCUGCUGCACCUCAGUUGGAGCAACCGCUGCACUAUACUCCUUGCACAGUCAUGAUGCGUGCCCUACUACUCUGCGCAGCGCUCACGCAUGCGCUGGUGCCCACGCUGCCGACGCCGCAGCGAACGCGCCCGGGCGCAGCACUCACGAUGAUGGCGGAGAACAAAAAAGAUGUUGCGGUCGUCAUUUUGGCGGGCGGCACCGGCAGCCGCAUGAAGGCGGACCGGCCGAAGCAGUUCUUACCUUUAAGAGGGAAGAUGAUCAUCAAAUAUUCUUUAGAUUUGUUUUUGAACGACAUCGAGGGCAUCUGCAAGGUCGUCGUCGUGCUCGCGGAGCAGUACCGGCAAGAUUUCAAGGAGUACGCCGAUCGCGUGACCUUCGCGGACCCGGGUGCCGAGCGGCAGGACUCCGUGAAGAGCGGUUUAGAUUCUUGCCCCGACGAUGCUGCAUUAGUGGCAAUUCACGACGCCGCGCGACCGCUCGUCACGCCGGAUGAGAUUUAUAGUGUGUUCGGCGACGCGCGGGAGCACGGCGCCGCCGUAUUGGGCGUCCCGGUAAAGGCGACGGUCAAGGAAAGUGGCGACGGCAAAUUUGUGUUGAGGACGGUCGACCGGUCGCGGCUCUGGGAGGUCCACACCCCGCAGGUCAUCGAGCCCGCUUUACUGAAAAGGGGCUUCGCGAAGGUCGACUCGGAAAAGCUCGAGAUCACGGACGACGUCAGCGUCGUGGAGCAGCUCGGCGCCCCCGUGCGGCUGACGCUCGGCGAGUACACGAACCUGAAGGUGACGACGCCCGACGACAUGGUCGUUGCCGGGCAGAUCUUGGACCAAAGAAGCGGGAAGCGGGGCUGGCGGAAGCUGCUGUUCUGGAAGUAGAUCACUCCAAAUAACAUAUUAACAGUC
Messenger RNA from Pelagomonas calceolata, 985 nucleotides. The record is from the annotation of a GenBank genome assembly. NCBI's taxonomy places the organism in Eukaryota, Pelagophyceae, Pelagomonadales, Pelagomonadaceae.